CCCGUGUUGUGUGGGUUGCCUAGGGGAGAGGGGCUGGCUCACCGUGUCUUCCGUCCACCUGGCCUGGACCUCCGGCAGCAGCGCGGUGGCGGCGCUAGGUGCUCUCCAGAAACCACAGACGUUUCUCUGAGCAGAGGUUGUGGCUUAAGCGGAGGAAGGGGGCGUGGACUAGAGCGGAGCAGCGACGCUUUCGGUCCCCCAGCCGCCGCUUACUGAUCCGGGACGCCUGGGUCCGUCCGCAAAUAGCUCCCGGGUGCCUCGUCUUUUCCCGUCCUCCUGGAAGCAAGGUCCGCUCCCGCCGCGUUCCGCUGUCCUCUCUUCUCUCGUCCCUCGGCCCGGAGUCUCUGAGCGGCGGAGGUAUGGAGGAGAAGGUGGAGUCCACCACUACUCCAGACGGCCCGUGCGUGGUGUCCGUACAGGAGACGGAAAAGUGGAUGGAGGAGGCGAUGCGAAUGGCCAAAGAAGCUUUGGAAAAUAUUGAAGUUCCUGUUGGCUGCCUUAUGGUCUAUAACAAUGAAGUUGUGGGGAAGGGAAGAAAUGAAGUGAAUCAGACAAAAAACGCUACUCGGCAUGCUGAAAUGGUGGCCAUUGAUCAGGUCCUAGACUGGUGUCAUCAGCAUGGACAGAGCCCUUCCACUGUAUUCGAGCACACCGUGUUGUACGUCACUGUGGAGCCGUGCAUCAUGUGUGCUGCCGCCCUGCGCCUUAUGAAAAUCCCGCUGGUCGUCUAUGGCUGUCAGAACGAACGGUUUGGUGGUUGCGGUUCCGUCCUAAACAUUGCCUCUGCUGACCUACCCAAUACUGGAAGACCGUUUCAGUGCAUCCCUGGGUACCGAGCUGAGGAGGCUGUGGAGCUCCUAAAGACCUUCUACAAACAGGAGAACCCAAAUGCGCCAAAAUCAAAAGUUCGGAAAAAGGAUUGUCAGAAAUCCUGAUUCUGUAAUGAUCAACGUCUAGUACAGUUUGGAGACCUGGACAGAAUUCCUGACCGAGAGCCGCUGACGUCGCUGGUCACGUUUAUAUGUUAUUACUGUGUGUAAAAAUGGUGUCGCUCGUCAUUUGCUCUGUUAAAGGAACAAAUUAGCCCUUUUAAAAAUGUCUGGCAAUGUAAACAACCGUGAGCUCUUCCACCAAGCUGAAAGACUAUUUCCAGGAAGGGGCGGGAUUAAGGUUGAGGUCCCAGAGAUCCGCAAGCAGCGCCGCCCUUCACCCACAGCCUCAGUUAGCUCUGGCUUAAUGAAGCUUUUUGUGGCUGUGAAGAGGGCCAAGUGGUGAAAUGCUUGCCAUGCAACCAUGAGGAUUGGGUCCCCAUCAGUGCCAGGUGGGUGGUUUGGUGGCCUGCCUGUGAUUCCAGUGCUUGGAAAACAGAGAUGGGCUUCCGAGAUCCCAAAGCAAGCUCUGGGGUCAAAUGAGAGAUAUUGCCUCGAUAAUUCAUGUGAAGAGAGAUCUAGGA
This is a messenger RNA of Mus musculus (house mouse), 1453 nucleotides long. It is a transcript of the gene Adat2, whose product is annotated as adenosine deaminase, tRNA-specific 2. The record is from RefSeq and is marked validated. Gene Ontology annotation, cellular component: cytoplasm; nucleus. Bases 360 to 935 code for a protein of 191 amino acids. Gene Ontology annotation, biological process: tRNA wobble adenosine to inosine editing. Gene Ontology annotation, molecular function: tRNA-specific adenosine deaminase activity; zinc ion binding; tRNA-specific adenosine-34 deaminase activity. NCBI's taxonomy places the organism in Eukaryota, Metazoa, Chordata, Mammalia, Rodentia, Muridae. The transcript has 6 exons.